AUGAGACAAUUGAGAGGACUUUCCCCGAUUAACCGCAAAAUUUACGCAGUAGCAGAAUUAUUUAAGCGUGCACGUUUAAAUGUGCUUCAUUUACGCAUAAUUUCAGCCUCAUUUCCGCACCAUCCGCGUUAUUUCAGCGGUGCAGGCAAAUUCUUGGUAAAAAUUUCCUACCCCUUGUGCAUGGAUGGCAAUGUAUACUCCAUUCACAACAUAAUUUCAGCACUGACCGCUUUAUUUGCGCAAAUUCCAACCUUAUUCACCCACCAUUUCGGCGCUGACCGCUUUAUUAACGAAAAUCUGGCCUUAUUCACGCAUUACUUCGGCGCUAACCACUUUAUUGAUGCAAAAUUUCCGCAUUCUGUGAUUAAAUUACGCAAAAUGUCACAUUCUUUCCGCACAUUUCCUCGAGAAAUGAAAAAUAUUUACAAGAAGGUUUCAUCCUUCAGAGACGCUUCCAAGAAACCCAACUGGUCCUCCGUUACCAGUGGAAAGUGGACAC
Molecule: messenger RNA, 499 nt
Organism: Heterobilharzia americana
Lineage: Eukaryota; Metazoa; Platyhelminthes; Trematoda; Strigeidida; Schistosomatidae
Source: the annotation of a GenBank genome assembly